Molecule: messenger RNA, 1882 nt
Organism: Dicentrarchus labrax (European seabass)
Lineage: Eukaryota; Metazoa; Chordata; Actinopteri; Moronidae
Gene: acbd6
Product: acyl-CoA binding domain containing 6
Exons: 8
Coding region: 254-1153 (299 amino acids)
Molecular function (GO): protein binding; fatty-acyl-CoA binding
Source: RefSeq, a predicted model, not a curated record
UCUUGCUAUCAGAGGGGUUUAGCCGGUGCGUUUAGUUGACAGUACCAGAGACGGACCAACGGUAGAAACAAAUCCGACUGUCAGGGAUUCUUGACGAUAACGGAUUAAAAAAAACUAAAUCGCCGCUAAAAUACCUGACAAACACAUAGCUACAUCAGGCAGCCAUUCUCUGUUCGCUUUUACCGUUUUUCAGACGGAUCGACGGCGCACAUCGUCUCUGACGGUAACGCUAACGUUAUAAACAAUAAUAACAAUGGCUUCUGGGUCGCCGUCGUCCUCUCCGGACACUGCGACGGGCUCAGGUACAGACCCAGCCCGGCCCGACACAGGGGAGCCCCUCGGUGGAGCAGGCUCAGACUCGGACUCGGACCUAGGUUUGGGUAAAUUUGACUGCAGCGCCAUGGAAAUGGGGGACCGGCUGGAGGGAGACGAGCUGGAACGGGAGUUUGAGUCUGCAGCCGACCGCGUACGGGAUCUGGUUCAGACUGCCAGCAGGGACCAGCUGCUGUACCUGUAUGCACGAUAUAAACAGGCCAAAGUGGGAAAGUGCAAUACACCAAAGCCUGGCUUCUUUGACUUUGAAGGACAGAGGAAAUGGCAAGCCUGGAAGCAGCUUGGAGACAUGGAGGCGGAGCAGGCAAUGCAGGAGUACAUUUCCUGUGUCAAUGUGUUAGACCCUGAAGGCAGCACGAAGGAAAGACGAGGAGCAGAAAGAAGAACAGGCUUCGGAGGAGCAGCAGUCAGCUCUUUGUACCAGGAGGAGAUGAUCAGGGAAGAAGAUAAGAACAUCUUUGACUACUGCAGAGAAAAUAAUAUCGACCACAUCAGCAAGGCCAUCAGCUCCCAGAAAGUGGAUGUCAAUACUAAAGACGAAGAGGGUCGGGCUCUCCUGCACUGGGCCUGUGACAGAGGACACAAGGAGCUGGUGUCUGUAUUGCUUGAGCACAAAGCAGACAUCAACAGUCAGGAUAACGAAGGACAGACAGCACUACAUUAUGCAUCGGCGUGCGAGUUUGCCGACAUCGUGGAGCUCCUGCUGAACGCCGGAGCCGACCCGUCCAUCAAAGACAUGGAGGGCUCUCUCCCUGAGGAGGUCACUGAAUCCAGUGCCAUCUCCUCCCUCUUGCGUCAGUAUACUGCUUCAAAAGGCUAGAUCUCCCCCCUACCUACCACCACCGGGUCCCUGCCUCUGUCCUUGUCUCACUCUGUUCAUCCUCAGCAAGAUUGCAAAGGUUUUAUUUGACUUUAUUUACAAAUACUUGAGGUGAGUUUGAUUUCAUUGACUUAGCUCUUUGGAACUACGGGGUGCGAACACUAGCCCUUCCAUUUGAUAAGACACAUGAAAUGAAGCACACCACAUGUAUUUUCAUUUUCAUCUAAAUACUGAAUAUUGACUUUCUAUGCUCAGUAGGGUUGGGUGAUAUGACGAUUACUGUGAGAUGACAGAGCUCUGUCUACUGGUUGAGAUUUUGCUGAGGCAGCUGUACCUUAAAUAUCUCCUCUGAGCAGGCCUGCUUAUUUGCAAUACUGGAAUGACAGGAUUUGUGCAUCAAUGUGAUGGAGUAUCUGGAUUUGUCAGGUAUUUAAGCCACUGGAGGAACCAAACACAGACAUUCCCGUCCAUUUAUUUUAUCUAUAAACAGUAUAAAAUUUCUGACAAGUCAUAUCACAGUAUAUGUAUAUUGUUAUUGUGAUAUAACAUUACAUACUGUAAUAGAAGAUUUUUUUACAUAUCACCCACUCCUACUGUCCAGGUCUGACAACCAUCCAGGCCUUUUAGUCUGGGUCAGCCCUCUCUGACCAUUUGUUCAUGAUUCAGUUGUGUUACGUUCAAGGAAUGCUUUAAUCAUUUGUCAUUUAUUGCAUUAAAGUCUUCAACAAA